Aphanomyces invadans is the source of this 1916-nucleotide messenger RNA. RefSeq lists its product as hypothetical. The transcript is spliced from 6 exons. The coding region runs from base 1 to 1629 and encodes 542 amino acids. The record is from RefSeq and is a predicted model, not a curated record. Gene Ontology annotation, molecular function: RNA polymerase II CTD heptapeptide repeat phosphatase activity; RNA polymerase core enzyme binding. NCBI's taxonomy places the organism in Eukaryota, Oomycota, Saprolegniomycetes, Saprolegniales, Verrucalvaceae. Gene Ontology annotation, cellular component: cytoplasm; nucleus.
AUGGCAUCCGUGGUGCACACAGCAAACACCAGCGGCGCUUUCGACGUGGCUGAAGAGGGAGCCGCUCAUGCGACUGCUCGAGAUGCCUUCGUGAUCAUGUCAACGCUUCUUACGCCUUCUGUGUCACGUGCGUACUUGGACUUGUGCUCGCAAAUCCUUCAAGAGCGACACAUUCGUGAUGUGUUUGAAGAGCGAUCGGUACAACACCGAUGUGGAUGGCCAAUGUGUCGCGAAUCCAUCGCGAAUCGGCGGCAACAAAAGUACCGCGUGUCCUUGGCCAAGCAUCAAGUGUACAACGCCCGCGAGGAACAGCAGUUCUGUGGUGCAGCAUGUCUCGAGGAGGCACGGCAGUAUGUCGCGUCGCUACCGAUCAAACCGCCUCAAAUGCUUCCAUCGCUUGUCCAGGUGUUUGGGACAUCCAAGCCCCAUCCAAAAGACUACGACGAUACCGAGGCACCAACAACUUCUCCGAACUCGCAUGCGCCUCUAGCGAAGCGUCCCAUUGUCGGUCCGUCUACCUCUUCUCGCAGAGGUCUUUCCAAAGGCCCAAAGGUCGUCUGGGCCAAACAACCUGGCAUGGGGGUCGUUGAAAAGCAAGUUCAAAUUGUUGAGAACACGGCGCCUCCACCAACCUCGACUGACUUUAGCCAGUCGAACGCGGUCCUCAUUGAAGGCUACGUGUUCCCUGUCCAUAAAGCGAAAAAAGCCACCAAGCUCGCCAAGCAGAUGCAGUCGGCAGGUCCCCCACUCGACACAUCGCAAGACGUAACUACAGAAUGCGCCGAGGAUGGAGAAGAGUUAACGUCCGACGAAGGCAGCAGCUCCGAGUCGUCGUAUGUCGACGACGACUCUUCCAGUGAAGACAGCGACGGCAACGUCGAUACGUUCAGUGCUGCCGACUUGUCUCCGUUUGCAGCGCUCUGGUGGAAGGUCAGUGAGAUGGUGACACCUACGACGCUGCAGUUGGUCGCGACAUGGCACGGCCAUGGCAAUGUAAACCCUGUCGACGCCCCUAUCGCAUCGUCCACCGACUUGGACAACCGUCGGCUCCUCUUCGGCACGUUUUGCAUGAAGCAAAUGCCCUCGGUCAUCCAAGCAUGUCAAAAGGAAUCCGAUGACCGAGGCCAGUCGCCACUUCUCACGAAUGAUCGCGGCGUGCAGAUGACCAUCAACGAUAUCGUCCAGACGCUUCAUUUGCGCCAGCCGAUCGAAGGCACGCGGGUGCUAGAGUGGAAUGCCAUGUGCCUGUUGCUGUUGCUCGUGGUGCACCGCCGAACGCCGACGACGUGGGAAGACGCGAUUUCUCCCGAGUCGCUGAAAACUCUCACUGGCCUCGACGUGUACGAGAUGCACCAACUGAUUGGAGUAUUCUGUGAAACCAUUCCAGUUUAUGUCUUGGCGGAUCAAAUGGAGGGACCUGCGUCCUCUAUCAAGGCGAACACGGCGGCAGACACCACCUCAACGGCGUCUGGAGCACAAUGCCGAAAGUGCCGCCACCGCACUUGUCAAUGCAAAUCAAAAGCAGCCAAAGGCGACGACUGGAGUGAAUUCUCCGACGCCGAAAUUGCCGCCAUGAUGCAGGAAUCCCUUCAGAUUCAAGAAAUGACCGAGUUUGGCGCGUUGGACUGAUCCAGGCAAUCAACGACAUUUGAAGGGUAUGCAACGAAUUCCUUUUGCAUCGGGUAACACCACGCAAGUGCCACUUUGGGGCGAAAUUUCAACACGUUUCGCCACUGUGAUCCAAAUGACAUAUAUCGUAUGCGACUUGACAACCCGCGACUCCUUCAAGGGCACUAGUGACGUAUCGUGGGACUGGCUUGGUCUAUAUUCGCGAAACAUUAUGCGAUGUACUGGUCAAACUGUCCCCAUCACAACAAACUAUGCUAACCUGGUUUCCUCUAAAGCAAGAAACGUUG